Molecule: messenger RNA, 1582 nt
Organism: Diuraphis noxia (Russian wheat aphid)
Lineage: Eukaryota; Metazoa; Arthropoda; Insecta; Hemiptera; Aphididae
Gene: Tcs3
Product: Probable tRNA N6-adenosine threonylcarbamoyltransferase Tcs3
Biological process (GO): tRNA threonylcarbamoyladenosine modification
Cellular component (GO): EKC/KEOPS complex; cytoplasm
Source: RefSeq, a predicted model, not a curated record
UUACAGAAGGUAUAAAUAUCUACAAUUUACUCGUAACCGUGGUUCAACAGUCUUCAUUCAAACAACAACAAAAAAAUCUUUUGUACUGUUUCAACUACAACUACUYUUAAGUCUCAAAUCACCAUCGUCCGUCGACGUAGACACUUACUAGUCUUAGUAGUCUACACAGACCACAGACAAGACUAUAUAGUGUAUAGUUUUUAUGUACUUUAAAUACCACCACCCACGAUUUAUGAUAAGUAUUAUCUAUGGCCGUGAUACUGAAUUCUGUGAUACUAUAAAAAAAAAGUUUGUAUACCACCACAGAAAUACAAAUACCUCAUGGCUUCGUGUUUUAUGGGCCGGAGUUAAAACUAACUGUUAAAAGUGAUAACCGAUAAGUCAUUUGGCUCCAACAUGAAUUUGAUGAAUUUGGAAAUCGAAUUUUCAAGCAUAAACCACUAGUGAAAUAAGUUUAUUUCUUAACAAUGGUUAUUAGCAUAGGAUUCGAAGGAAGUGCAAAUAAACUAGGUAUUGGAAUUGUUAAAGAUGGUGAGGUGCUAGCGAAUUGUAGAAGAACAUACAUAACACCGCCUGGUGAAGGAUUUUUACCUCGAGAAACUGCAAAACAUCACCAGGAUAAUAUUGUAUUGUUAUUAGAAGAAACAAUCAAAACAUCUGGCGUACUACUAGAACAGAUUGAUAUUGUAUGUUUUACAAAAGGUCCUGGAAUUGGUAGUUCCUUAACUAGUGUUGCUGCUGUAGCACGCACCCUUGCUCAACUUUGGAACAAACCUUUAAUACCUGUUAACCAUUGUAUUGCACAUAUAGAAAUGGGUCGUUUAAUAACUGGUAGUGACAACCCUACUGUUUUAUAUGUUAGUGGAGGAAAUACUCAAGUCAUAGCUUAUUCUGGGAGAUAUUAUAGAAUAUUUGGUGAAACAAUAGAUAUUGCAGUUGGAAAUUGCUUAGAUCGAUUUGCGAGAGUUUUAAAAUUAUCCAAUGACCCUAGUCCUGGUUAUAAUAUUGAACAAAUGGCUAAAAAUGGAAAAAAAUAUCUUAAAUUACCUUAUGUGGUUAAAGGUAUGGAUGUUUCGUUCUCUGGUAUACUAUCCUAUAUUGAAGAAAAAGCACCAUCAUUGUUGUCAUCUGGUGAAUAUACUCCUGAAGAUUUGUGUUUUUCACUUCAAGAAACUAUUUUUGCAAUGCUAAUAGAAACAACAGAAAGAGCAAUGUCUCAUUGUCAGUCAAAAGAAGUACUAAUAGUCGGGGGUGUUGGUUGUAAUGAAAGAUUACAAGAAAUGAUGAAAAUUAUGUGUGAAGAAAGGGGUGCAGUAUUAUAUGCUACUGAUGAAAGAUUUUGUAUAGACAAUGGAGUAAUGAUAGCUCAUACUGGAGCAUUAAUGCAUAAUAGUGGAUAUAAGACUACAUGGGAAGAUACAUUUUGUACACAGAGGUUUAGGACAGAUGAAGUUGAAGUUACAUGGAGAUCAUGAAAAUGUGUUAAAGCUUUUUUUACAUACACUACAUAAUUUUUCAAGUUAUACAAAUAACCAAAGUAUUCUUGCUAAAACACAAACUAAUAAAGCAAAUACAGGCCAUA